Molecule: messenger RNA, 1705 nt
Organism: Musa acuminata AAA Group (dessert banana)
Lineage: Eukaryota; Viridiplantae; Streptophyta; Magnoliopsida; Zingiberales; Musaceae
Product: probable protein phosphatase 2C 73
Exons: 5
Coding region: 195-1469 (424 amino acids)
Biological process (GO): peptidyl-threonine dephosphorylation
Molecular function (GO): protein serine/threonine phosphatase activity
Source: RefSeq, a predicted model, not a curated record
AGGAAAGAGCGGUUGAUGCACUGGUUGGAAGACACAGCAUGUAUUAAUGCUUCCUCCUCCUCCUCCUCCUCGCAGUUAAGGAACCAAAACUACCACCCGGAGCCUCAUUAAUUCUCUCUCUUCCCUUCCCUCCCCUCGCCCUUAACGGAGGAUCAUAUCAUCUUGGCCUUGCCGAGGAAGCAGAGGUGGGGAAGAUGGGAGGGUGUUGCAGCAGGGACGAGGUCGGGCGGAUGCCGACCUCCGGAGCAAUGGAGCGGGUCGAUGCGUUCUACGCGGCCGAGGAGGACAGCGUGCGUGUCGGCGACGGCGGCGCGCGCGUGAGGUUGAAAGGCUCGUGCAUGGUGGCGUCCAUGUUCACGCAGCAGGGUUGGAAAGGCGUCAACCAAGACGCCAUGACCCUGUGGGAGGGCUUCGCCGGAGACCAAGGCACCAUCUUCUGCGGCGUCUUCGACGGACACGGGCCGUACGGCCACAGGGUCGCAUGCCAUGUCCGCGACGCCGUGCCAUCGAGACUGCAAUCCGGGAUGAAGGCUUUCGAAGGUGGGGCUGGUGAUACCGGCGGCGACGGCGACGGCUGGUUCGCCUCGUGGAAUGCUACCAUCGUGAGUGCCUUCGAGGAAUUGGAUAAAGAGCUGAGCAACCACCCGUGGAUCGAUUGCAUCUGCAGCGGCGCCACAGCUGUGACCAUCCUUAAAGAGAGGGAUCACUUGAUAAUCGCCAACUUGGGAGAUUCCAGAGCGGUCCUCUGCACUCGAGACGACGACGACCAACUUGUUCCGGUCCAACUCACCGUGGAUCAGAAACCCAAUCUUCCGAGUGAAGCAGAGAGGAUUAGGAGUUGCAGGGGAAGAGUGUUCUCUCUCGAGGAAGAACCUGAUGUGCACAGGCUAUGGCUGCCUGACGAGGACAGUCCGGGGCUCGCCAUGGCCAGAGCUUUCGGCGACUUGUGCCUCAAGGAUUUCGGGCUCAUCGCCACCCCUCAGAUCUCCCACAGGAAGCUGUCGGACAAGGACGAGUUCGUGGUCCUCGCGACUGACGGCGUAUGGGACGUGCUGUCGAACGAGGAGGUGAUCAAGAUAGUGUCGUCGGCCAACAAGCGGUCGGCCGCGGCCAAGCAAGUGGUGGACCGCGCGGUUCGAGCGUGGCGGACGAAGCACCCCACGUCAAAGGUCGACGACUGCACCGUCGUCUGCUUCUUCCUCCAGCAGCCUCUUCCUGCGUCCAACAAGCCAACCCGCGGAAUUCGGAGAGACAGCACGGUUUCGGCGGACCUCUCCUGCACGGAUAGCUUUAGGACGGCGAGAAGCGAGGUCUCGGAACCGGAGAUGGAGGUGGGCGCAGGCGGAUCGCAACAGGAGUGGACGGCGCUGGAUGGGGUGAGCAGGGUGAACUCGCUGCUGAAGCUUCCUCGGUUCGCCAAGGCGUUGAGUUGGCGCAAGAGAUCCGUCAAGAUAGAGGAGGAUACAUAGCUGCGGAAACUAAGCUUAACGAUGCAGAGUUGGGAUGGUGAAGGAGGUGUAAGAGCUACAAGCGCUGCCGCUUCUGUUCAACAUCGAUCGAUCGACAUGGAUUCAUGUGAGGAGCUUGAAGAGAAUCAUGCAACAUUCAUUGUGUGUGUGUGUGUGUGUGUGUGUUCAUAAUAUGUGUCAUGCUUGCGCUCUAAAUUUGAUGCAUUAGUUGGAAUCCUAAUUGAUGCUUUAAUGUC